Messenger RNA from Tigriopus californicus, 2354 nucleotides. RefSeq lists its product as uncharacterized. The transcript is spliced from 5 exons. The record is from RefSeq and is a predicted model, not a curated record. Bases 47 to 2242 code for a protein of 731 amino acids. NCBI's taxonomy places the organism in Eukaryota, Metazoa, Arthropoda, Copepoda, Harpacticoida, Harpacticidae.
CCAGCAGCUCUCUUUAGUUCAGGCCCCAGAGCCGGCAAAGCCAUCCAUGCAGCUAGCUGGAAGAAGCUGGGGAGAGGGAGCACGUGGAUUGUUUGGCUUUGAGGACGGCUACCCGCUUGGGCGGAUCGUGACCCAGCGGCCCCGGAUCGAUCCGGGUAUGACCGACCAUGACACGAACUCCGGGUCCCAUAUCCCGGCAUUGUUGCGCAAGUUUGAGCGCCACGGGUUUCGCCACGUCUACUCGCCCCAUGAUCGGACUUGGCAGCGAAAGUACUUCAAGAACCUGUCCAAAGAAGACAUCUGUCGGGAAAUCCGCAUUCCGUGCACGCCCCACAAUUUUCAGGCCAUUCAAAACUUUUGGAAACACAGUCGCCACAGUUGGUUGAGUCUUCAUCCCGAAGAGCGGAACCACCCGCCCGAUGCCCGGGCCGCCCGGGCCGCCCGGGCCGCCCGGGCCGGGAAAAAGGAAAAGAAACCAGGGAAAAAAAGCCAUAAAGGGGCCGCCAGGGCCAAAGGUCGACCGCUUCAGCCUCAAACCGUUAAUCCAAGUCCACUCGCGGCCUUGAGUGACCCACCGCUUCAAAAGCAGGCCCACCCACGGAAAACCCGAUCGCUAUCACCGCCUCGAGAACAAGUCGGCCCUUCGUCCUUCGACCAUGCCCAGCCAGCCCCUUGGGCCCCACAGGGUCUAGACUGGGGCGGGUAUCCCUGGCUGCCCCCCUUAGCCGCUCACCACGAAUUCCCGGACGCUCGGCGUGCCUAUCCAGACCCGACGCCCUUUAUGUCGAUCCCACCCUAUGCCAGCUAUGGCUACUCGCGACCCCCAGCCUAUGGCCUCGGUCACAAUCCAUACCACGUGUCCAAUCGCCAUGCUAAGAAGAGAGACCGUGAUGAAAUUCGCGAACAGUCCGUGGCCCUCUCCAAAGCACGUGAAGACGUAGAAAAGGAAAUUGAUUUGAUGUUGGAAAAGCAAAAGACGAUGAGUAAAGUUCAAAAGCUCAAGGAUCGGUUGCGUGACAAAACGGCUAGUUUGCCCACCGCUUCCAGUGAUCUCAACCAUGAACCGGAGGAGGCCAAUGUUCCAAGCUCGCGGGACGAUGUGGCCCAUGGUCCGGGUUCGAACUGGCAUUUGAAUGCCGAUAUUCAACUCAGCAGUGAAGAUUAUCGUCUUGUUGGAGCCGGUGUUGUUCCAACCACUACCUCUGAUGUUCCCGAUCCCGUGUUGGAGAAUCCGACUUCGGUGGCAAUUUACUCAAAGACGACCGAGGAGUCAGACAAAACCAUAGGAGAAGCCAAUCCCCAGCCUCGAAUCGCCAAUGCUCCCCAAUGGAAAGAAGUGGGUUGGUGGCAAGAGAGGGCCAGGAAGGCUCGAUUGGUGUCCGAAACUCGUGAAAUUGAAGGUAGCCACAUACCUAUUCGGAAAAGGUUGACAACCUUCUCUCCCGCUGAACACCCACCUCCUACUCGUGCCAUGUCUGAUGAAGACCGAUCAAAGUAUGAGAGUAUGGUGUGGCGUCUUAAUCAAACCAUGGUGAAGAGUAAACAAUCUGAUCUGAGUGAAUUCGUGGACUGUCCCACGUCCAUGAAACGCGUUCUGAUGUCCAAAUUGUUCAACGAGCAUCGUAGUAGCAUUUCUCAAAGGCUUGAUAAGCUUAGGUUCAACGGCAAAACUUACCAGUCUGACAACGAUUUAGAACUGAUCAAGGACCUGGAAGAAACUGCUUUGGAAUUGGAGGAAGUGGACUUAGAGGCUCUACCGGAUAGCUUUGUGCAACAAAUCGAGCAAUUUAUUAUCCAAGAGAAAUUUGCCGUAUCUCAACCUGAGGCAACUGCUAAUAAUCGUGAUAACCUUGAAGAGCCCGAUGAGGAGAUUGUUGAGGUACCCAUUCCUCCCAAACCGCCUGUUCUUCUAAUUGAUCUAGAUACAGACGCAGUUGCCCCCUCGCCAAAUCAAGUAAAUAUUCGAAGAGAAGGGGAAAGUAUUAAAACGUCUGGUUAUUGUUCCCAGGAGAAGCAACGUGAUGUGACGGUACCUAAGGGGAAUGAACAAAACUCGGGGGUUUCUCCACAAAUUUCUAUGAAUGCAAAUAGUCCAUUAGAUGAUCUUCUGCGAAUCCAUCUUGAAGAAGAAACGCUAUUACUUCAGAAUCGGAGGCUUUGCGAUGAAUUGCGCAAGAAUAAUGACCAACUCCAAUAUCUUCGUGAAUUGCGAAUGAUUCGCUUGGCUUCCGAAAGAAACUGAUACGGGUUCCCGUGAAACCAUUAGUCAAAUGGAUGGAUGUUCCAAUCAAGGAGCCAUUCCGGUCUUCCAAUAAAAAUGUAUAUGACAGUUGAGGGACAAUAUAUGCUUUUUU